Messenger RNA from Microplitis demolitor, 1805 nucleotides. RefSeq names its product beta-1,4-galactosyltransferase 7 (gene beta4GalT7). Gene Ontology annotation, biological process: proteoglycan biosynthetic process; carbohydrate metabolic process. NCBI's taxonomy places the organism in Eukaryota, Metazoa, Arthropoda, Insecta, Hymenoptera, Braconidae. The transcript has 6 exons. The record is from RefSeq and is a predicted model, not a curated record. Gene Ontology annotation, molecular function: xylosylprotein 4-beta-galactosyltransferase activity. Bases 362 to 1291 code for a protein of 309 amino acids.
AGAAUAUACGUCAACUGUUGUUCAGUUUUCUGAUUACAUACUGUAAAAAUCGACAGAAAUUUUACCGCUAAAUUUGCUCAAACUUUUGCUGACAAUUUGCCGUCUGAUUCCGGUUUUAGAAUUGAGUCGUUUUCUUUUCCUUGACGAGAACUUGCUACUAAACUGACAGGAAAUCUCCAUGGCUGCAGUAUGGAGGGUAGGGCAGACCCUUACCCUCUAUAGUUAUAAAGUAACGUUGGAGGUUGUCUUCAAAUUAUUUAUACUCAGGCAUGUUUCAGUUAUGGGGUAUAGUUGAAUCUAUAACAUGAUGACAAAGAUAUGAAAUAGUUCAUAGUAAUGUAUCUUAAAUAAAAUUUAAAUUAUGGCCACUUGGAAUUAUUGGAAGAAAAUUCCUUAUAGAUAUUUACUCAUCAGUAUUUUUAUCUUAUUCAUUUUUUCUUGUAUCUUAAGUACUUUGCCUUUGAACUCAGAUAACUGUAGCUGUAAUGAAAAAACUUAUCGCUCCAUGAAAGUAUCGGACUAUGUUGUGAAACGAAACAAACUAUCACAGAAUAAGCUUGCAGUUCUCGUACCAUUUCGUGAUCGUUUCGAAGAACUACUGCAGUUUGCCCCUCAUAUGAAACAAUUUUUAGAUAACCAAAAUAUUGAUUAUCAUAUAUUUAUACUGCAUCAGGUAGAUAAGUUUAGAUUUAAUAGAGCCUCUCUUAUUAAUGUAGGGUUUAUUUUUAUUAAAAGUGACUUCGACUAUAUUGCCAUGCAUGACAUAGAUUUAUUACCUCUGAAUAAUAAUUUAUCAUAUGGGUUUCCUGAUGAUGGACCUUUUCACAUAUCUUCUCCAGAACUACAUCCCCGCUAUCAUUAUCCAACUUUUAUAGGAGGAAUUUUACUCGUCUCAAGAAAACAUUAUUUAAUGGUUAAUGGAAUGUCAAAUAAAUAUUGGGGUUGGGGUUUAGAAGAUGAUGAAUUUUAUGUAAGGUUAAAAGAAGCUAACUUAAAAGUAUAUAGGCCACAAAAUAUAUUAACUGGAUCACAAAAUACUUUCAAACAUAUUCAUGACAAAAAUAUUCGAAAAAGAGAUACAAUCAAAUGUUUUAAUCAGCGGGAAAUCACGAGAAAACGAGAUCGCCAAACAGGCUUAAAUAAUGUAUCAUAUAAAAUAGAACAAGUAAUAAAUGUUACGAUAUCUGAUGUACCUUUAACUGUUUUGAAUAUUGCCUUGAAUUGUGAUAAAACACUCACACCUUGGUGUGACUGUACAAAAACUAAUGAAAAAAAAAACUCCAUAAUGUAAAAUUUUUCAAAUUAUUUUUCUUUCAAUUCGACUAAAGUCAAUUCUAAAAAAAUAUUAAUAAAAUUAUUUUCACAAGAACAAAAAAAAAACGCAAACAGAAUUAUGACAUUUUAUAAACUGUUUAUCCAAUAAAAUCUGUAUCGGACUUUCGAAACAUAAUUUGUCGAAAAUUUUUCAUAGAAUUAAUCAAAGCUUACGAUUCUACACUUCAGAGUAGAAUUGAUCGAUAAAUGAGAUUAAACAUUUGGGAAAUUAAAAGUACACACCACAAAUGCUCAUAUUUAUGAUAAUAAAACGAUUUUCAAAAAUAUACGCCAUUUUCACAAGUAGUCUGGAAAAAAUUCGUCAAUUACCAGAUGUAUCUGGUCAAUUUAUAUUGAGAUUCAUACGUUCAGAGAUAAAAGGUCGCCCGAGUGUAGAAUACCAACGAGUCUGGUGAUGAAGAUUAACAAAUGUACUUUUUUUUAAUCAACUGUACAUGUCCCAAUAAAAGAACAGGAAUUUUUACACCCGA